UUUUGCAGUGUAUAGCAGAACAAUGGAUGGUGUCUCACUAGGUGGUUCUUAAACUUGUCACAGCAUUGCUGAAGGGACCAUGAUGUGACACACUCCCCUAAGAGCAUUUUUAUAUCGGAUUCACAUGGGUCCCUUUUUCUUUUUCUUUUUUUAUUGCUUUUCAUGCUAUGGUACAAGCCUGGGUUGGCUGGUUUCUUGAGUAGUGUGCCCUCAGAUUUAAGUAGAAUGGUUGUACAGAAACGAACCCAUUUUUAUUGUUUACUAUUUUGGAGGCUAUGUAAACUGUGUUGUAGGGCUGCCAUGGGAACCCUUUUAGGAUACAUGGCAUCAUGGACUCCAUGAAGUAUCAGGUGAUUUUAAAUUACUGGCUGCCUCUGCCAGGAACUUACAGCUGGGUCCUGUUUGGAUCUUCCAGCAAAACAUAGCCCAAAUCCACACAAAAAUGGUUCAAUGUUCACAGAAUCACACUAUGGCCAUCAUAGUCCCCUGACCUAAACCCAACUGACAUGUGAGUUGAGCUGAGGAGGAAAAUACUAGGACCCUGGAGGAUCUGUAUUGACUCUGUAUAAAGGAGUGGUCUCUAGAUUCCUAGUAUUCACAAAUCUCUUCAAGCAUUAGAAGACAAGAAUAAUUCACUUCAAUUAAGUCAUUGCCCUUUUGCUGUUCUACCAUGGGUACGGCUUAUGAACUGUGUAAUGAGCUAUUCAGUUGGAUUGAUAAGCAGGAGCAAUGUGCAGAAGAUCUCAUGGGUCUAGCAGAUGAACUGGGGGAGAUAAUGAAGGCAAAGAACAAACGCCAGUUGCAGAUAAACCCAGCAACCUUGAUUACUUCCUUCAGCAUGCUCAUUUUCGGCAUUUCAUUGUUUUCGCUGUCAGUUCUGCCUGCACUUGGUGUUGCGUUCGUGCUAUUGGGAUGUGUUUCAUGUGGACUGAGUUCUCUAACUCAUCUUACACACACAAUUGUGAAGAAAUGGAAGUCCAGUACAGCAAUGGAAAAUGCAGAGAAAACAGCUGAUGAAAUUAAAAAGAUUCUGAACAAUAUUGAGAGGCUCCAGAAGAAGCUGACAGAGGAGUGUGAGAUUCAAGGCCUUAAGGCCUCAUCCUCCGAUGAAGUACAGUGUGAAAUCACAGCAAGGAUCCUGAAAGCCAUGGCCAAACAGAAGAAGAAAGAUCUGCCUCUCAAUUGCCUUAGGCACCUCUUGAGGAAUGAAGACAUAGCUUCAGGGAUUCAUUUAGACAAAACCUUCUACCGAAAUGUCAGUGUUUUGCUAAAAGUUAUUGGAUAUUCUUUCUUCUCUCUGAAAACAAUAACACAAACAGACCAGGUCACAGAAGAAGUCCUUGGGCUGGUGUUGACACUUCCUGAUUCGGUUAAUAACUCUGAAAAACUGAUUAAAAACAAACAACAACCAGAAGAUAUCAACUUUCUGAAGACAAAAGCUAAUGAAAUUUUUGAGGCUAUGAAGAAAUUAAGGAUGCAACUGAAUGACAUAAAAGAGAUACUACUUCAAAUGGAAUGUGACAUCGAUUUAACUGAGAAGAUAGUUGGUUCUCCAAUCUACAAAGGCACCAUUUACAUAAAAUACAAGCAGUACCAAGCGCAGAUAGAGAACUUUAUUGUCAUGUGUUCAAACCACACAGGACAGAAGGGCAUAGGAGCAAAAUGUUCCCCAGGCGAACGCAAAUUAAAUGGGAAAAAGGAGUCACAGGAGUCCACUGGAUCAGAAGUCAGUACUUCUGAUGGAGUAGAUAAGAGGAAGAAACUUACAUCUGAGCAGAACCAAUCUGAUCUACAGCGUCCUAUAGAAAAAAAGGAUUUGAAGUACAGACUGCCACAGAUAACCUUAUCCAACGUGCGCUCACUUCCAAACAAAAUGGACGAGCUCAAAGAAUUGUUGAUGAUAACUGAAGAUGAAAAUUAUUUUAAUACGAGUGAUCUGAUUUUCUUCACAGAGACAUGGUUAAAGGAAAACUCACGUGAUGUCACCUUGACAGACUUUGAGUAUGAUCAUCACAGGUUAGACCGUAAUAAGAAGAAAACUGAGAAAAGUAAAGGAGGGGGACUGAUAGCAUAUAUAAAAAUGAACUGCGCAGACAACUUUGAAAUGGAAGCCAUUAAUACACCAAACUAUGAGUUACUGAGUUUAUUCAUUAAACCAAUGGACCACCCUGAGGAUAGUCCAGCAUUGAUCUUUAUCCUUGUGUAUAUCCCUGGGCGUAAAAAUAUAAAAGAUACCAGAGAAAAGAUACAUAAACAUUAUGAAACUGCCGCUGAGAUUAAUAAUCGUGGUCCUGUUUUCUUAUUGGGUGAUUUCAACAAGUGCAAAGUCACUCUUAACCUGAAGCAAUAUGUCAAAUGUCCAACCAGAGGUACGAAAACCCUUGAUAUGUGCUAUGGGAAUGUGCCAGGGGCUUAUAGAUGUGUAUGCAGUAGACCACUUGGCAAGUCAGACCAUAACGUAAUUCAUUUGCUUCCCAAAGACAAUCCCGAGUCAGAUAGCGAAGAUGAGCAAUGUAAACAUGAGGAUGUUAAAGCCAGCGAGAAAGAAAGAGCAAGAAUAGCGCAAGAAAAAGCAAGAAUAGCGCAAGAAAGAGCAGAAAGAAAAACCCAGAGAGCAACAGAAGUCCACCUUAGGAUGAGACGUUAAACCAAUGUCCUGACUCCCUGUGGUCAAUAAAAAUCCCAGGACACUUCUCAUAAACUAGUAGGGUUAUAACCUCGGUGUACAACCCUUAUACACAUUUUCCUAUUGACAAACCUCAGAUAUAAGCUGUGUACAAACUAUGUAAUGAUAAACAGUUUUGCCCCAUAAAUAUAAUAGAGUACCCUAUUAACGUCCUUAUUUUUUAAAAUCAUAUAUAGACUUUAUUUACAUUUAAGUACACAUUGAGAAAGAACAAGCCUUGUGAACCUUAGCACCAGAGACACCACUGUGUCACUGACUUGAGAAAAGACUCUUCUCCUUCGCAUCAAAGUAAAAAAAAAAAAAACAGCUAGAAUCACAAGUAAAUAAUUACCAGUAGAGUAAUUAUUAUUUAAGUAUUUAAAUAAGAGCUAACUCGUUACAGUGUGAAGUCAGAAAUAUGCAACUUUCGACAUCCAUGUGUUUGAGUGAACUGUAUACUCAUUGUUAUAAAUUUAACAAGCUAAUAUAUAUGUACACCGAUCCAAAGCACAUCCAAAGCAAAUACAGUAGAACUCAUUUAAAAUGAAAGUGCUGCUUUAAGGUUGAUGCUGUGAGCUGCCAUGGUGAUUUGAUGUCACUUGCUGCACUUGGCAUUGAGGAGAGCUUCACGUGUUUCUGAGUAGGAAUUCCAUGUUUGGGGGGGGUUCUUGUUUUUUUGUUAAAAAGGUGUAAAGCUACCGUGUUGCUAGUCUACAAUUUAUUCAAACAAAUUGCUUUGCUACUUAUUAUGAUGCUAAUUAAAGACAUUUUAUUGAGGUUUACCAUCAUUCCCCAGAAGGAUCUGUAAAAGUAUCGCAGGACCUGGGCAACACAAACCCACCCACAAAAAUUGCAUAAUGUAGACUGGGUGUGGAUGGUACCAAUAAGUAUCGUGUAAUUAUCUUAUUAACUUAGGUGAACAACUCAUAUAUUACAUACCAGAGAAAGGGUAAUAAGUGCGUAUUUAGUGUGUAACUUUACAUUUGUGUAGUCAUAUUUUACAUUAUAUUAUACUGUAUUUUACUAGAUUACACAUAUUUUACAAUUUAUACUAAACAUAUUUUACACUAUAUUAUACUGUAUUUUCCUAUACUACACAUUUUACACUAUUGUACUGUAUUAAACAUUUUACACUCUAUUAAACAUUUCACACCUUAUUAUUCUGAAUUAAACAGAUUUUACACUAUUAUAUACUGAAUUAACAUAUUUUACACUAUUAUAUACUGAAUUAAACAUUUUACA
Molecule: messenger RNA, 3907 nt
Organism: Ictalurus furcatus (blue catfish)
Lineage: Eukaryota; Metazoa; Chordata; Actinopteri; Siluriformes; Ictaluridae
Exons: 4
Coding region: 671-2647 (658 amino acids)
Source: RefSeq, a predicted model, not a curated record